Myodes glareolus (Bank vole) is the source of this 673-nucleotide messenger RNA. The record is from RefSeq and is a predicted model, not a curated record. Lineage: Eukaryota; Metazoa; Chordata; Mammalia; Rodentia; Cricetidae.
GGGAAGCAGUCUGCUGUUCACUCCACAGCAGGCCAGCCUAAUCAGAAGGCAGAGCCAGGGUAGAGUUUGAUCCCUGUUCAGGCAUAUUCACCAGGGCUAUACCCUACAUCCUUCCAUGGCCCUGACGAUGAAACUUAAGUGUUUCUGGACACUAGGCCUAUGUUUGGUAGUCAGCCAACUUUCCAAGACACUGGUCAAAAUUCCCAAACUGCCAACUAUCCAUGACCCGGGAUUUAUACGCGAAUGUGUCGACAGCCAUAAUGAAAUGCGAGGCAAGGUGAAGCCCUCGGCAGCCAAUAUGCUUUACCUGAAUUGGGACAAGGAAUUAGCACGAUUAGCCAAAUUAUGGACUAGGAAGUGCAAAUAUUCACAUAAUCCCUGUAUUGCAAAACGAUAUAGCUGCAUGGUGGAUUAUGACUUUCUUGGAGAAAAUCUAUAUUUAGGGCCAAUAAACAGUACACCAAAGGAAAUAAUUUCUCUUUGGUCUAGUGAACAAAGAUAUUAUAAUUUUGAAAAUAUGACCUGUUCUAAAAGUUGUGACCAUUAUACACAGGUAGUUUGGGCUAAUUCAGUUAAAGUUGGAUGUGCAGUUUCAAGUUGUCCUCAUCUCUUGGGAAAAUCAGCAGCACUAUUUGUAUGUAAUUAUACACCAGCGUAAGUUGAUUUACUAAAA